GGUUGUGUCUCCUCAUCUCGCGCUGUGCUCCGUCCCCAUCGCAAACUCCGGACAGUUCACACACCAUCAUCAUCGAAGCCACCACCAGAAGAAGAGAGUUGGACAUUUUUCAAAGUCGUCGGUCGUCGGUCUGGGGGCAGAAAAGAAAAAUCUGUGGACGUUUCUUUUUUUUUGUGUGCGCGUUAACAAUUGACCCACCCCGCGGUAGCAGGUUCCGUCGACGCGAAAAGAAACGCGGUCCGGAGUGUGUCGUUUGGUCGGUGCCGUCGCGGUCCAGUCGGAUUCGGUUCGGGGGGGUGGACGUGCCCACGACGACAGAGUUAGGGGGAGAAGGGGAGGAGUGGUCGUCCCAUUUCUGCGAAAUUUCCGACCUCCUCCGGAAUUUGUCGUGUUGGCCGCGACCGCGGAGUGAUUGUGGAGGCCACGGUCCAGGAAAAAUGGUCCAAGAUUGACGGGGCCACACGGGGAUUGUUUGUGGGUGUGUGUGAAGAUUUCUUUGGUGUGACGGAAUUUGCGUGCCACUUCCGGUGGAAUUCAAACUCGGUGUGGUCUCGGGUUUGUGGGGUUGGCCACCGGAGUUGGUGCCCGGCUCUGAAGUCGACAUUUUGACGGAGACCCGCGCGGACGAAGCCACGAAUUCAUGGACGACAAAAAGUGCCAACAGCAGCAGAAACUGGAGUUGUUGUAAAUAUGCCCCUGGAGGAGGAGGCCAAUACAGCAGCAGCAGUCGCGAUGAAGAUGGCUGGAAUUUGUCCGCUGCGGACGCCAAAUCGGCCGUAAACGUCAGGAACGCCUGCUAGCCGAAAUCAAAGGAGUUCUACAAACCUUGUGCGCGCGUGUGUGUGAAUUAGUAUCAGCUCCCUUGCAGUGUGGGCGCGCGAAUCCUCGCCAUCAUCAUUAUUCGUGCCGAGUGUAAAUAUAGCCAACAGUAGUUGUGUGCCGUCGUCGUUGUCUUUGUCACGGAAUAAGCGACGAGAGAGAGAGCCUUAAAAGUGCAUGUCCUCCAACAUCAGCAGCAGCAGCACCGCGAAAAGAAAAGUAAAAAUCCAAAUCAAAUAAAAAAUGAUGAUGUGAAGUCCGCGUGGCAUAUGUGUGCGUGUGUAUGUGUGUGAGAGAAACAGGAAGAAGAGUUUAUGCUGAAUAAAAGGUGCAGAAGAGUUUAAUCGAAUCGUCGGCGUGAAGAUCAAGAAGCAUUUAUGGAAAAUAUGUGGAAAAAGUGAGCUGCGAAAAAAAAGUGCGAAAAAAAGCAGAGAGAUAAAUAUACAUGUAUCAAAUGUCUGGGUAGAGUUGCGGGGAGAAUAGAAGAAGAAGAAGAAAAAGUUGUAAUCAAAUGCAAAAUUCACAACAACAACAACAACACAGGCUUAAAGUAUGCUGAGGGCAGCCGAAACAAGAGAAACGGAACGUGUGAGGGAAGAAAAGGAAAAAAAUACCCAAUAAUAUUGGAGCGAGCGAGCGAGUGGUGCAGAACGGGCCGGGGCUUGAAAGGUUCUAAGGCCAACUAUUCGCCCCUCUCGGCAAGCGGUCCACCGGAGCGUAUAAUCUCGGAUUAAUCGCGGGAAAUAUGCGAAAAAUGCCAAUUUAACCCAAAUAGUUGUUGAUGGUCGUGUCGUGCUGUUCUUUGCCUGUUGUGAGAAUGUGUCAAGCGAAUGCAAAAUAAUAAAUCUGGCAAAAGGAAAAAAUAAAAAAUAAUUGAAAGUGAGCAAAGUGAACAAGAAGAGAAGUGUAAGCUAAAAGGCAAAUGCCAAAUUGUGCCGCGAAGCUGGUGUCACAGUGCCUCAGUGCUCGGCGUGGUGGCGUGGUUCGAGCCGCCGAUCCACAGAGUUCUGAUGGUUGUUGCACGUGGUGGUGGUGGCGGUGAAGGCCCAAAGCCAAACCAGCAGCAGGGCACCUUCCAGAAUGACUGGUGUCUGUUGGGUUGAUCGCAGUCGUCUAGCAGAACACACCGAAACACACGAAACGACCGUAACGGCGACCGCCAGCAAAGAAGCAGUAGCAGCAACAACAACAGAAGCGGCGACAACAACAGAAGCGGUUGCGGCAACUCAGGCAAGCAAUCGGCAUCGUUACCGUGGCACAGCUGAGCAACGGCUGUGUCCAGCGGGAGAAUGGCAACGAUGCAGGCUCCGGACGCGAUAAGCGACUGCUCGCGGUACAUCCUGCAGGUGUACGUUGGAGCACUUUCCCUGCACUAUGAGGCACUCAGUGUGGAGGCCUCCAAGCAGACGACGGCGGAGGAAAUCGUCUCCUGCAUUGUCGAGCGGCUAGGGUUGACGGGCAACAACUACGAGCUGGCCGAAGUGGCCGGCGAAUGCAAGGAGCGACGACUCUCGCCCCACGAAAAGCCCGUCUCCGUGAUGCUGCUGUGGCCGAUGCACUCGGAGAAAGAUUUUCAUAGAUUUUAUUUGCGCGAAAGGCAAAGCGAUGUUCCUUGGCUAGAUAAUUACGGACUGGAUCCACAGAUACUAAGAGACUUUAUACCAUUUCUACUUCAGAAAGAAAAUAGAGAAUACCCUGAUUUGUGCCAAUUGCCAGAUCUCAACGAGGCGACGCUGCUGGAGAACCUGCGGCAGCGCUUCGAGGCUGGCCACAUCUACACCUACGUCGGCAGCAUCCUGAUCGCGGUCAACCCGUUCAAGUUCCACCCGAUCUACAACCCGAAGUAUGUGCGGCUGUACCAGAACCAGCGGAUCGGACCGAUUCUGCCGCCGCACAUCUUCGCGAUCGCCGACAACGCGUACUACAACAUGCUGAAGGAGAAGCGGAACCAGUGCAUUGUGAUCAGCGGCGAGAGUGGUUCCGGCAAAACCGAGAGCACCAACUUCCUGCUGCACCACCUGACUGCGCUCUCGCAGAAGGGCGCCCACGGGUCCGGCGUCGAGCAGACCAUUCUGAGCGCGGGUCCGGUUCUGGAGGCGUUCGGAAACGCCAAAACGGCGCACAACAACAACAGCAGUCGUUUCGGGAAGUUCAUCCAGGUGAACUAUCGCGAAAAUGGGAUGGUCCAGGGUGCGGUCGUCCAGAAGUACCUGCUGGAGAAGAGUCGGAUCGUGUCGCAGGGCCAUUACGAGCGCAACUACCACGUGUUCUACUAUCUGUUGUCGGGGGCGACCGAGCAGGAGCGCGUGUCGUUGCACCUUCUGCCCGCCGAGAAGUACCACUAUCUGAACGCGAAGAAUCUCACGCUGGAGAACUGUGACGAAAAGUACGAGUUCUCCCGGCUGAAACAGAGCAUGGAGAUGGUGGGCUUCUCGGCGGAAAAGCAGCGGCGACUGUUUGCGGUGUUGUCGGCGGUGUUGCUGCUAGGAAAUGUGGAGUUCUUCCCGAAAAAGUCCACGUACCACCACGACGAGAGUGUCCAGGUGCGGAACCCGGAAGUGGUCGGUCUCAUCUCGGAGCUGCUGCGAGUCAAGCAGGAAACGCUGCUGUCUGCGCUCACGUCCAAACGGGUUAAGGCCAGCGGCGAAACGCUGAUCAUGCAGUACAAACUGCCGGAAGCGAUCGCCGCUCGGGACGCGCUGGCCAAGUGUCUGUACGGGGCGUUGUUCGACUGGAUCGUGCUGCAGGUGAACCACGCCCUGCUCAACAAGGACCAAACCGUGCACACCGGCCACUCGAUCGGCGUGCUGGACAUUUUCGGCUUCGAAGACUUUGGCCUGCAGAACAGCUUCGAGCAGUUGUGCAUCAACUAUGCCAACGAGCAUCUUCAGUAUUAUUUCAACUUGCACGUGUUCAAGUACGAGCAAAAGGAGUACAAGCGGGAAGGCAUCAAGUGGACCGACAUCGAGUUCCUCGACAACUCCGGCUGCCUGCAGCUGUUCGAGUCAAAACCGUCUGGUCUGCUCUGCAUCCUGGAUGAUCUGUGCAACUUCCCGGGAGCCACCAACGAAACCCUGCUGCAAAAGUUCAACAGCGUCCACAAGGAAAGCCAGUUCUACGAGAAGCCGCAGCGCAAGGAAAACGCAUUUAUCAUCAAGCACUACGCCGGCAAGGUCAAAUAUCAGGUGGCCGAGAUGCGCGAGAAGAACCUGGACCUGAUGCGGCAGGACAUCGUAAGUGUGCUGAAGAACUCGAGCAUGGCGUUCGUGCGCGAGCUGGUCGGCGCCGACCCCGUUGCCGUCUUCCGGUGGGCCAUCCUGCGGGCCUUUUUUCGCGGCUACUUCGCCUUCCGGUCGGCCGGCAUCAAGCACCGCAAGGAGCGCGCCGACCAGUCGUUCAACAAGCUCGCCACCAAGAGCCGCUACCGCGCUCCGAACGAGAGCAUCGUGAGUCAUCUUGUGACGGUUUCCUCGGUGAACCUUACGAUUAAUCGAAUCGCCAAACGAAUCAGUAAUGCCAUGCACGACAUCACCUCGACGGCCGGAUCGAACAACAACAGCAACAGCGUCAGCUACCGCCAAUCGCUCGGUCCCGGAACGGUCCAGUCGUCGUACAACAGCACCAGCGGCGGCGGUGGAACUCCGCGCCGGUCCUGGUCCAGCUAUGCGUUCAACAACAAAAACUUCCCCGACGGUAAGCUAAGCUACGAAAGCACCCAGAACCAGCCACCGCAGCAGACCUCCGGAGCGUCCGCGUCCUCCGCGCUGUACUCUGUAUAUAGUAGUAACGCUAGUGGUAGCAUUAGUAGCGGCAAACAAUCGGCAGCGAACGCCGGAAGUGUCGGAACCAGCGGGAAGCUGUCGUCGUCGUCGUUGGCCGCACGGAGCCGCUUUGAACGCUCGUCGCAAGAUGUAAUGGCGCGCGCUUCGCAGAUUGUGAUGAAAAACAAAUCGUUCCGCCCGCGGGAGCGACCGAAGAAGGGCCUCAAGAACCUGCAGUCGGUGAAGACCCUUUCGGCGGGGCAGAAUCUCAGCAACAACCAGACGGCGAUCAAGACGCGCAAGCAGCCACUGACCGUGACGGCCCAGUUCCAGAUCUCGCUGAUUGCGCUGAUGGAGACGCUCAACCAGGCGAAUCCAUUCUUCAUCCGAUGUAUCAAGUCCAAUCCGAACAAGAUUCCGAACCAGUUCGACGAUGCCACCGUUACUCGACAGCUUCGCUACACGGGCAUGCUGGAGACGGUGCGGAUUCGUCGGGCCGGUUACAACGUCCGGCUUACGUACGAGGAGUUCAUCCAGCUGUACCGGAUUCUGCUGCCGAAGGGACUGGUCAGCUCGCAGAAGGACGUGCGCGACUUUAUGAGCACGAUGGACCUGGACAAGCAGCACUACCAGCUGGGCCUGACGAAGAUCUACAUGCGCGAGUCGCAGAAGAUGCGGCUGGACAUUCGGUUGCACACGAAGAUCAUCGACAGCAUCAUCACGAUCCAGCGGUGGUUUCGGUCGAUCUUGCAGCGCAAAAAGUACUGCCAGUACCGGAGUGCGGCCUGCACGAUCCAAUCGUACUGGCGGCUGUACGUGAAGGAAAAGCAGGAGAAGUUUAUCCGCAAGAUCCGGACGGAGGCGGCCACCAUUGUGCAGGCCGCGUGGCGUGGCUAUACCGUGCGGAAGUGGUACGGUAAGCUCAAGUCGGGCGUGCAGAUCAUCCAGGCGAGGAUCCGCGGCAACCAGGCACGCGAGCGGUUCAAAGUUAAUCUGAGCAAGAAACUCCAACGCGAACGUGCCAAGCUGCGCUCGACGCAGAGCCUCCCGACAACGGAGCGGUCGCUGGAGAACUCCUUCGACACGCCGGAGAUUGUGCAGCACAAGGCGAAGCAGCCGGUGCCGGCGGUCGGCAUCAGCUUCGAGUCGGCCAUCGACAUAGUCAACAAGAACCGGGCCCUGUUCAGCGACAACAGCCUGAGCAGUGCGGAUUUUAUCGACGACGACGAGGAUGACGAGGACGAGGACGACGACGACUGCUACGAGGACAUGGGCCUGGUGGACGAUCCGAGCUACGUUUCGGCGGCGCUGCGCCAUGAAGCGAGUAGUGGGAGUACGGACAGUGGAUUGUUGGAUCUGUACGCCAAGGUGCCACUUCAGCGACAGGACGACGUGCUGGACCGGCCAUUCCGGAAGUACGACAUUGAGCGGGCGAGCAAGAGUACGUUUGACGAGGCCGAACUGGCCAAGUAUCGGUACGAGCGGGGUCUCGGCUCGAUGGUGGGGAGUUCCAGUGGUGGUAAGCUGCCGGUGCGGAGGGUAGACUCGGGUCCUUCGCCCCGCGAUCACCGAAUACGGUACGACGCGUUCGGAAGUGGCAACGCCAGUAGUCUCAGCAGUGGUGGCAUGAUUCGAAAGCAGCAGCAGCAGCAGCAGAACCACAGCAAUAAUAGUUUUAGUUCCAGUAACGUGGAAAUCGUUCUUGUAAAUACCGGGCUAGAUAGUCUCUCUUCUUCAGUGGCCACUUCCGGAAUUGCCAACAGCAGUAGUGGUGUGGCGGCCGGCAGCAGUAGUGGCAGCGCGCCCACAAUUGCCGCCGAGCAGCCGCACAAGGUUCCACUGCAGCGGAAUCUCAACCGUAACACAAUAAGCCAAACGCAACAAUCCUCCAGCAGCAGCGGCGGCGCCGGUGGCACGUUAAGCCGCCGGGAGCUGCUGUGUCGCAGCCAGGGCGACGAAAUCAACUCCAACUAUCACCUGCAGCACCUUCAGUCAACCUCGCUUACGCCAUCGCUAGCAUCUUCCACGUGUUCGGCCAACUAUCAGAACGUGCAGUACACGACGACGACGACGACGUCGACGACGGGCAGUCCUUCGACCGCAUUCCAGCAAACUUCUUCUCCUCAGCAGCAACAGCAGGUUCUGUCCUACAACAACAAUAACAACAACAACACCAUGAAAUCCAACAGCGGCAGCAACAACAGUUUGUACAGUUAUGUGACGCAGCAACAGCCACCGCAACAGUUUCUUCCGUCGAUCGCCGGUGCGCAGAGCAGUCUGCCCCCUUCGCAGCGGGUGGCCAGCAGCUAUCCGGACGAUCUGGUUCAGAACUAUUACAACACUACCACGCCAAAGGGUAAAGCGGCCGCCCUGCUCGGAACCAAGUCCGAGGACUCCAAGUACGGCAAGGACAUCGACCUGACGCUGUCGAGUGCGGGGGCGAUUGCGCCCAGUAAAACGCGUCGCAUCAAAACGAAUCUCAGUGAUGACUUUUCGGGAACGAUUACCAGUGGAGGAAGUGCCAGCGGUGGAACGGGGAGUGCCCUCAGCCGGCGGGGUGCGAUCGGAACGGGGAGUGCCGGCGCCGGUGGACUCGACACGCUUAAGCGGCGCAACUCGGAUCCGACCAACAAGGUGCCGCUGCUGGAUGUGAACCGGGGGAACGACAUGUACCAGUCGAGCACGCGGAUCAACAUCGGUGGCCACCAGUUCCGGAAGGUGCAGCGGAUCAACAAGGCGGAAAAGUGCGCCAGUUGUCAGGAGAGCGAUUCGUUCGUGAACGAAGGCUACCGAUGUCUGGACUGCAAAGUGCUCGUACACACCAAGUGCAUCCAAAACGGUGGAAUCAAAACGUUGCAGUGUGCGGCCAAGCGGUCCAAGCGAAUCCGGCCCGGUAAGCACGACAAACACGCGCCAAUCAGCGUCGGAGCGCUCGGCAACACCAGCACGCCCAAUUCGAAAUUUUCCGCGACCCGAGAGUACACCGACUCGACGGACAAGAUUAUUAGUGAUGCCAAAGAGCUACAGCUGAUGCAGGACUUUAUCACGCAAAAGAUCUGCAAGAUGGAGAGCGACUGCGAGAAACCGUCCGAGGUGGACCGGGUGUUCAAGCAGGCGCUCCGGGAGUUCAAGGACAACCUGGUGGCGCAGUACAGCGUGGCGCACAAGCAAAACUCGGACGUGCUCAACAUCAAGUACCGCGAUCUGAUUGCCAACUUUGAGCAGGUCAUCGAAACGUCUUCGGGCAAGAAGAACGACUUCCCGCUGACGAUGGGCGUGAACGCGUUCCGCGGCUUUAUGAACGAGUUUAUGAACUCGCGCGAGACCGAGAAGCCCAAGACGAAGCGGAAAAAGGACAAGAAGCGGAAGCACGACGAGCACACGACGUACAACGGCCACACAUUCCAGCUGACGAUCAUCAACAUCGCGACGGCAUGCGAAAUCUGCCAGCAGUUUCUCCUCUGGCCAAUCGAGCGUGGAUUGGUCUGCCAAAACUGUCGACUGACGUGCCACAAGCGAUGCUACCUGAAGUCGGCCGCGUGCAGCAAGAUCUCGAACGCGAGCCCGCUGGGACCGGGCGCGACCGUGGCCGGAGUGGGCGUCACGGGUGUGGUGAGCGCCAGUGGGGGUGGCAUGUGCGACGACGCGGCGGGCCUGCCGACGAAGCUGUUUGGCGUUCCGCUGACGACGUUGUGCGCUGGGAGCGAUGGGAUUAAGAUUCCGGCCCAGAUUUACAGCUUGAUCAUGAUGAUCGAGAUGCACGGGCUGUACUCGGAGGGGAUUUAUAGGAAGAGUGGGGUCAGUUCGAAGAUUAAGGAGGUGAAGGCGAAGAUGGACCGGGGGAUGGGAGGGUCGGAUUACGAGAUGGACUACGAAAGCUACAAUGUGCACGUGUUGACGAAUGUGCUGAAGUCGUUUUUGCGGGAGAUGCCGGAGCCGUUGUUGACGUUCGAUCGGUACGACGACUUUUUGCGGGCGGCGGAUUUGUCCGACGGGAAUGAUCGGGUUCAUACGUUGCUGUCGUUGAUUAAGAAGAUUCCACCGGCGCAUCAUUGUUUGCUGGAGCGGUUGAUCUUCCAUUUGGCGCUGGUGGCCAAGCUGGAGCAGUACAACCGGAUGUCGGCGAGCUCGCUGGCGAUCGUGUUUGCGCCGUGCGUGUUGCGGACGAAUCGGUACGUUCCGGCCCAGGACAGUUUGAACGACAUUGGCCGGCAGACCAAGUGCAUGGAGACGCUCAUCACGCAGAAGAUGCUGAACGUGAAGAGUACGCUGGCGGACAUUGACACGCUCGAUACGGCGGCCCAUACGGCCACCACGCGGUUGAGCACGUUGCGCAGUUCGAAGGUGUUUACGCAGGAGGAAAUGGCCGCGAAUGCACGAGUUGGGGGCGGAGGACAUUUGGAAACCGAAACCGAAGAGAUGCUGCUCGAGGGCCACAUUCAGGAGAUUAAGAAGGAGAAGGCACUGCUGACGUCGACGUUGCCGAGUUUGGCGCGGGCCAGUUCGGACGACGAUCUGCUGUCGACGGAUUUGGACGGCGAGGGUGGCAGUUUGGACGAUCUGAGCAGCAGCAAGGACAAGGAUCUAGACACCAGCGGGUACAACGUGAUCAGCGACAGUGGCAUCUCGAUCCGAUACCAGCCACCGUCGGAACAUGGCGGCGAACACCAGAGCAUAGACUACUUCCACAAGGUGGGCAAAACGAAAUCACUUUCGCACCAAACGCUGGUCGAUCGCGAAGCCUUCCUGAAGAGUGGCAGCCAAAGUGGUUCGGCAACGACGCCUCAAUCACCCACCACGACCAUAACGACCUCCUCCUCGUCGCCUUCCUCGUCGUCCGGUGUGCCCUCGAUGAUCAAGUCCCAAAACGGAAGCACCAGCAGCGUCAGCAACAACAGCAGCACCAACACCAGCAAACGCUCCGAACAGCUUAAUCUCAGCCACUCGAUGGUCACGCUCUCAACGGGCGUCACGGGAAGCCACGCCGGUCCCAACUUUGUCAGUGCCACGUCUUCCUCAACGUCGGACCUCCAGCGCCAGAAACCCAUCAUCAUGCGCAGCAUCUCCGGUGGCUACGAACCAACCUCCUCACUGUCUUCCGUAAACCCCUCCCAAAAGAUCCUCAUCCAGCAGUCGACGUCGAUCCCGAUCACGUCCUCCUCGUCCUGCUCGCUCGGAAACGUCAACAGUGCGACCGCCAAGGACAAGGAGCCCAAAAUGAACCGCCGCAUGUCCGGCAGCAGCCGACGGCAGAGCAGCGGGGGAGGACCACCACCCUCUUCGCAACCGCCGCCGCCGCCCCCCGGAAACGGCGAUGACGAACCGAUUAUGGUUUAAACACACACACACACACACACACACUAGUUCAGUUCAGUUAGCAAUUUUCCUUCUUCUUCCUUUUGUGUCGUUAGUGUGUUAUUGUUUUCUUUUUCGUUUUUAAUUGAAAGAAGUUAACUUUCUUUCGAAACAACGCACAUUUGUUAUAAAAGUGUAAAAAAAAAAUCGAACAGGAGAAACUGUGAGAGUGAGAGAGCGCGCGCGCGAGAGAGAGCGAGACGAAAACCGAAGGUCGUAUUCUGUUUUUUUAAGUGUAACAAAAUUAUUAUAACGAAGAUUUACUAUUAAACAAUUAUUUAUAGCCAGAUUUGCGAAGAGAGAGAGAGCGAGGGAAUUGACGCGUUAGCAUGUGAUUACAGAGCGAGUAAGGUGAGAAUUGUGUGCGUUGAAAAGCAUAAAUAAAUAAAACGAUACGUGUUGAUGUUGUGUAAUAAGACUUUGCGAGUGUAUGAGAGGGUUGAAUGUGUGUGCGAGACGUAUAGAUGAGAGUGUACGUUAGAGAACUAUAGAAUAGUCGAAGAUUAAAGAAAAACUCAUUACACUUUAAAAAGGAAGCAAGGAUGUCAACAACAUGCGCAUAUAAAUUCACAUUUAGAUAGAGGAGAGAAUGAAUCAUUAUAACAAGUAAAAAGUGAAAUAGUAUAUAUAUAAAUAUAACAACCACGAUACCCGACCGAAUGAUUAAACAGAAGAAAAAAACAUAUUUCAAAUCGAAUUUAAUGUUUAUUUAAAAAAAA
Molecule: messenger RNA, 10654 nt
Organism: Culex quinquefasciatus (southern house mosquito)
Lineage: Eukaryota; Metazoa; Arthropoda; Insecta; Diptera; Culicidae
Product: unconventional myosin-IXb
Exons: 19
Coding region: 2109-9917 (2602 amino acids)
Biological process (GO): intracellular signal transduction
Cellular component (GO): myosin complex
Molecular function (GO): GTPase activator activity; protein binding; microfilament motor activity
Source: RefSeq, a predicted model, not a curated record